GCUGCCCUGCACUGUAUAGUACCAAAACCCAACAGGGCUAUUGUGACUAUAAGCCCUUGUAACUGAACUGACCUUUUGUUUCUCGGCUACCAUUCACAAUAGCCACUAUAGCCAAACAGCUGACAAUUGUGACGUGAAAACUACACGUGCACGAAUUGUGCAGAAAUAGAAGAGUUUAUAAACAAAUAAAUCACAUAAACGAAAUCGAAAUGGAUGCACAUGAUUUAUUUCGCCAAUUAACAAGAGGUGUUAAAUUUACAAAACGUAGCAAUGCAAAGCCUAAGAAAUCAAUAUCGGAAAAAGUGACCAAAAGCGAUGAAGAAUUGAACGUUAAGGAGGAAAGUAUUGCAAUCGACAAUGGAGACGAUGAUGAAUCUAUGGACCAAGAAAUUCAAUCCAAUGGGAUAAAUUCCAGUGAGAGUGAACAAUCUGAAGUGGAGGACGAAGAGCCACAAUCAUUUGAAUUUCUAUCUGGGGUCACAAGUUCCUCCAAAAAGUCCAAAAAGAAAAAGAAACUUGCUUUGACCGGGGAAGAAAAGGAAAAACAGUUGCAAGAUGAAAUGAUAGCAACUAUACAUAAAGAAAAUCGCAUAGCAGUUUUGGGCAAAAAUAUACCACCUCCCAUUACCAGCUUUCAAGAACUUCACACCGUUUACAAUAUGAGCGAACGAUUGGUGGAGAAUUUAAUAAAUUGUAAUUAUGCCCAACCCACCGCAAUUCAAAUGCAAGCUAUACCUAUUAUGUUGCAAGGACGACCCCUGAUGGCUUGUGCUCCCACUGGAUCGGGUAAAACAAUAGCAUUUUUAGCUCCCAUCAUUAAUGAUCUGAAGGCACCGAAAAAGGUUGGAUUUCGAGCAAUGAUUUUAGCUCCAACCCGUGAAUUGGCACAACAAAUCUAUCGGGAAUGUGUACGUGUGUCUGAGAAAACAGCAUUGAAAAUUCACAUUAUAAGCAAAGUGAAUCAGGCAAAAUUAAAAUUGGGUGAAAAUACCUCAAAGCGAUUCGAUAUAUUGAUUUCAACGCCGAAUCGUGUAAGAUAUUUGUUGCAACAAGAGCCGCCGUUGUUGGAUUUAAAAAGCAUAGAAUGGUUCAUAUUGGACGAAGCCGAUCGCUUAAUGGAAGAGGGGCAAAACAAUUUCAAAGAGCAAUUGGAUGAUAUUCUAGCUGCAUGCACCAAUCCCAAAAAGAAAUUGGCCUUAUUCAGUGCCACAUAUACAGUGCCCGUUGCCAAAUGGGCGUUAAAAAAUUUGAAAAAUUUAGCGCGUGUAAAUGUUGGCGCACAAAAUGCAGCCACCGAAUGUGUUGAGCAAGAACUGUUGUUUGUGGGCUCAGAGAGUGGAAAGCUGUUGGCAAUGCGUGAUCUGGUAAGAACUGGUUUAAAGCCACCAGUUUUGGUUUUUGUGCAGAGUAAGGAUCGAGCUAAACAGCUAUUCGAAGAACUUUUAUAUGAUGGCAUUAAUGUGGAUGUUAUACAUGCCGAUCGCACCCAGCAACAGCGUGAUAAUUGUGUGAAAGCAUUUCGUGAAGGUCACAUUUGGGUAUUAAUUUGUACUGAGCUGAUGGGACGUGGUAUUGAUUUUAAGGGAGUUAAUUUGGUGAUUAACUAUGAUUUUCCACCAUCAACCAUAUCUUAUAUACAUCGCAUUGGGCGAACGGGAAGAGCGGGUAGACCGGGAAGAGCCAUAACAUUCUUUACACAAAACGAUACCACAACUUUGAGAAGCAUUGCCGAAAUUAUAAGAAAUUCGGGAGGUAAAGUUCCUGAAUUUAUGUUAAAAAUGAAAAAACCCAAAAAAUCUGAUAAAAAGAAAUUGGCUAAUUUCGCUCCCAAACGCGAGGAUAUCUCAACGAAAAUAAAACCCGAACAGGAAAGACAAGAAAAGUUAGCCAAGGUGGAGAAAUCAUUGAAGAAAAAACAAAAAUCUCUUAAAGCGGGCGAUGAAAGGGAAACUAAAAAUUCCAAGAAAUUGAAAAAAGUACAAAAAUUAAAAAACACCCAAACAAAUACAAAGAAUGGACUCGAAAAUCGCAAGAAAAAUCAGCCAAAACAAAGUUCCAUCGUCAAAAAGGCAAAAAAGUUCAAAUCCAAAAAAUAA
Stomoxys calcitrans (stable fly) is the source of this 2096-nucleotide messenger RNA. RefSeq names its product DEAD box protein 52 homolog (gene ais). The record is from RefSeq and is a predicted model, not a curated record. Gene Ontology annotation, biological process: maturation of SSU-rRNA. Gene Ontology annotation, molecular function: ATP binding; RNA helicase activity; nucleic acid binding. Bases 210 to 2096 code for a protein of 628 amino acids. Lineage: Eukaryota; Metazoa; Arthropoda; Insecta; Diptera; Muscidae. The transcript has 5 exons.